Molecule: messenger RNA, 1897 nt
Organism: Pocillopora verrucosa
Lineage: Eukaryota; Metazoa; Cnidaria; Anthozoa; Scleractinia; Pocilloporidae
Product: galanin receptor 2a-like
Biological process (GO): G protein-coupled receptor signaling pathway
Cellular component (GO): membrane
Molecular function (GO): G protein-coupled receptor activity
Source: RefSeq, a predicted model, not a curated record
AUCACUUUUAUUAGUCAAGCUUUAGCUGAGUUCUCUAACUGAUUCAGAUUUGAACGUUUGAGAAUUUUCCUGCGAUACAAAGAUCGAAGAAUUCGUACCGCAGUCGGCGCAAGCUGACAGAAUAUGGAAAACUCCACGUCGCAGUAUCUAACAAGCAUGGAUCACGCCCUCUGCAUAACAUUUUGGGUGAUCGCUGUUGUUUCCUUUGUAUUAAACUUAUUGUUUGCCAUUGUAAUUGCGAGGAAACCUUCCAUGCUAAAAAGGCCUCAUAAUAUUCUACUGUUUAGUUUGGCCAUUACUGAUAUGCUAACUGGAGUCUUUCUCUUAGCUACUCCCGGAUAUGCCAUUCCCACGUCUGAAUACCCAGUCCCUCUUGGAUUACGCGGUGAGAUUUUUUGCCGUUUGCUCGCCAACAGAUAUAUCCUGUUUGCAUUGGGAAAAGUUUCCAUCCUUCUCGUGGCCUGUCUCGCCAUUGAACGAUGGUACUGCGUGUUAAGACCAUUCAAAUACAGGCAUCAAUUUAAAAGAAGGCGUACCAUUCUGUAUGUUGCCAUCACGUUUAUGAUCACGUGUAUUCUGUCCAUGAAUAAGUUGUUCGAAACGAGCUUACAUGGUAGCAAGUGUGUCACUGAUAAAGCUCCAUACGGUAUUGACGGUACUCGAGUGUUUGUCAUCGCUUACAGUUUUGUGGCAUUUUAUUUUCCCUGUUUGGUAACAUGGCUCACAUUUGCCAAUAUCAUGCGUAAUCUUCCAUCAUCUCCUGGAGAAAGUGCUGAGAGUGUCAACAAACGAAGGCGACAGAGAUUGUUACUGCGCAUGUGCGCUGUAACUGCAGCAGCCUUGACAGUGUGCGGCUUUCCUUCGCAGACCAAUUACAUUCUAAGCUCUUUUGGUAUUACAGAAGUUAAAAGCCCUUUGCAUAAGAUGUUCAAUGUUCUGGUGUUUUUUAAUUCCUGCAUGAAUCCCAUGAUAUACUGCCUUACUAACAAAGAUUACAGAAAAGAGUUCAAAAGACUUCUUGGAUGCCACCGAGGUAACGAAAUAUCUCCAGAAACGGACCAUGGCACCACUCUCCACUUGGAGCAAGCAGAAAAAGAUAAAGAGAUAACGUCCUAGCUCCCCCCGUGUGAGGCAUAUAAGGAGAGGAAGAGAUCUUGGUCUCAAACAAGAGACAACUUAUGUUCCCUUAUCCCGGGAUUGCUUCUCUCUUUCGUGGGCCUCAGUACCUACAACGUAAUCUCAUAAAGAUAUUUUCCUUUUCAUCUGGACUGGCUAUCAGCAAGGACAUAAAUGACAAAUCAAUGCUCUAUUGGGGUUCCACACUAUAGAAAUAGAGGAAAGAAAUUUUUUUUCCUACAAUUUUUUCUUUUUUCUUGUCCCAGACCGAAUAAAGACGCAGUAAUUCUGCCUCUAAAUAAAGCAAGUUGAAUGGUAAUUUAUGACAAUAUGAUAAAACAAUAAUGUAUCAUACGUAAAAUAUAUGGACUGGUGUAACCUUUGGUAGCAGGUAUUACCAGUAAAUCAUUUAAAACAAAACCGCUAAUAAUUGGUCGCAACUGCAAAUUGACUUUUUGGGCAUGAGUAAACCGAAUUGAACUCCUUUUGUUAGUUUCGUUUUUGACACUUAAUCUGAUAGGACUCUGAAUACAAUCUCGGAAUAAUAAGAAAUAAGAGAUCAUGGACCACACAUUUUUGUUAAAUCAGCGAAAAUAUCUUAGUGAAAAAGCUGAUCUGGCCAGCGUGGUCUGACCAUGUUUUAGUCAGUCGCAAUGAAUAAUAGGGAUGAUUAGGAUAAUUAAAUGCCUGGCAGCAUGCAAAGUGAGCUUUGUACAUUACUAUUAAUAUUGUAAGUAUAUGUAAACGAGGCAAGGAUCACACUGUGAAAGCUCAAAUUAAA